CUUUCUUUAAAAAUAUCAACAGCUAGUUAUUGUAUACAAAUACAAUCACAUCCAACUGACAACAUAACACAAAUCAGAAAAUUCUCAGUGAUUCUGUUUUAAAGAUGACAUCUGACAAACAAGUAAAUGACCAGUUGAAAAGUAUAAAAGAGGCAACUAGGCACUGGAAUGGUGGAACGAGUCGUAAAAUUCAGAAACUGUCGUUAAUGACGUUCCUGUGGCCCCUUCUACCUAAUCUUCCACCAGAGCCGCCUUCAGCAGCUGUUGGGUUGCUACAGAAGGAAGUACUGGACCAGUGUGAUCUGUGCGGAAGUCCCGGAACACCACUGGUACAACGCAAAGUUCCGAACACCCAAGAACUCGUUCGGUUCGACCCAGUGGCUGGGUCACCGUUGUCAAAAAUGAUGGCUGAAAUCGAGAGAAAAAUGGAUGAUACACUCACAAGUUUAGAAACAACGAUACAAAAAACUGAUAAACUCAACAAAGAUGCACAACAGCUUGAAUUGGCUGGUCAGAGCGUAAUGACGGAUAAGGAACUUGUAAGCACAUUACAGUCACUUACCAAAGAAAAAUCUAACUAUGAGGACAGAGUGAAGGUUCUUGAAGUAAAAGAACAGCUACUAAAAGAUUCGUUAAGUACUGCAAUUGACUGGGCAAAAAAAGUUGAUGUACCUAAAGAAUUAGUUUGAGCAUAGUUUUCAUCAAUUGAUCAAGCUUAGAUGCUGAUGUUUCUGUGGUUAAGUAAAACUGAUUGUCAAAAGAUU
Molecule: messenger RNA, 764 nt
Organism: Macrosteles quadrilineatus (aster leafhopper)
Lineage: Eukaryota; Metazoa; Arthropoda; Insecta; Hemiptera; Cicadellidae
Exons: 2
Coding region: 105-689 (194 amino acids)
Source: RefSeq, a predicted model, not a curated record